AUGCCUGGCAACGCCGAGUACGCCAACCCCAGCGGCAGCAUCAAGGACCGCGUCGCCAAGUCCCUUAUCCUGGAUGCGGAAGAGCGCGGCCUGCUCAAGCCUGGAGGAACCAUCAUCGAAGCGACUGGAGGCAGCACAGGUGUCUCCCUCGCUCUGUUGGGAGCUUCACGCGGCUACAAGACGCUGCUGACGAUGCCCGACAUCACGGCCAAGGAGAAGGUCCAGAUGAUGAAGACCAUGGGCGCCGAGGUCCACAUCCUGCCCACAACGUCCAUGUCGGACAAGGAGAACCACUUCUUCCACGUAGCUCGUCGGCUAGCAGAGACGACGCCCAACGCCUACUGCCCCAACCAGUUCAACAAUGUCGCCAACAUGCGCGCACACUAUGAAGGCACUGCGCCGGAGAUCUGGCAGCAGGUUGGAGGAGAGAUCGACGGGUUUGUGACAUCUGCGGGCACUUCGGGGACUAUUGCGGGUAUGUCGAGGUUCUUCAAGGAGCAGAACAAGAGUGUGAAGGUGUGGCUCAUUGACCCUGCAGAGGUCGCGAACGUCGCCAUGUUCAUUAACAACAACCGAUCUACUGGCACGAUGGAGGACGGCUACGAGAUGAUGCCGACUGUCAAAGGCUCGACUAUCGCCGAAGGAGUGGCGGCGCUCACGAGCGUCACGCAUAACCUCCGCCAAGCGAUCAUCGACAGAGGCGUCACCGGCACCAACCAGGAGAUCGUGGACAUGGCCUACUUCUUGCUGCGGAACGAUGGGAUCUUCGUUGGCCCAAGCAGCGCGUUGAACGUGCUGGGGGCGGUGAAGAUGGCGAGGGAGCUUGGGCCAGGUUACAUUAUUGUGACCAUCCUGGCGGACGGAGGAGUCCGAUAUGGCAGCAAACUUUACAAUGAAGAAUGGCUAAAGGAGCACGACUUGAUGCCGCAAGAAACAGCCACGAACAGGAACGCCGCGUCGCUGGACUUUGUGCGAGAGCUCGAGUUCCCCACUACGGUGUAA
Phytophthora sojae is the source of this 1002-nucleotide messenger RNA. RefSeq lists its product as hypothetical. The transcript has 2 exons. NCBI's taxonomy places the organism in Eukaryota, Oomycota, Peronosporomycetes, Peronosporales, Peronosporaceae. Bases 1 to 1002 code for a protein of 333 amino acids. Gene Ontology annotation, cellular component: cytoplasm. Gene Ontology annotation, molecular function: cysteine synthase activity. The record is from RefSeq and is a predicted model, not a curated record.